Messenger RNA from Gambusia affinis (western mosquitofish), 1837 nucleotides. Its product is annotated as cathepsin A-like. The transcript has 11 exons. Gene Ontology annotation, molecular function: serine-type carboxypeptidase activity. Gene Ontology annotation, biological process: proteolysis. The coding region runs from base 137 to 1537 and encodes 466 amino acids. Lineage: Eukaryota; Metazoa; Chordata; Actinopteri; Cyprinodontiformes; Poeciliidae. The record is from RefSeq and is a predicted model, not a curated record.
CGGCACGCAGUGGUCACGUGACUCCGCAGCAGUCAUAUGACCCUAAGUUUGGAUCUUGGUGCUUUUCAGUGCAGGAAGCUCUUAUCUUCGUCUCAGUGUCUGGGGUUUCUGUGUGAAACCCUGGUGAAGUUCAGCGAUGCACGCCGGCGGUUUCCUGCUGUGUUUGCUGUCCGUCCUUCAGCUCGGCGCCCGGGCUCAGUACGCGCCCGAUGAAGUCACUCACCUGCCGGGCAUGACGUUCAAAACCAACUACAGUCAGUGGUCUGGAUACCUGAAGGCAGGAACUGGGGAUAAUGUGAAGUUUCUCCAUUAUUGGUUUGUAACUUCUCAGAGAGAUCCGGCCACAGACCCCCUGGUUCUCUGGCUGAACGGCGGGCCCGGCUGCAGCUCUCUGGACGGAUUCUUGUCGGAGAACGGGCCGUUUCAUGUAAAUGAUGAUGGGGCCACUCUUUAUGAGAACAAAUUCAGCUGGAACAGGAUCGCCAACGUGCUGUACCUGGAGUCUCCUGCAGGAGUGGGAUACUCUUAUUCUGACAGUAAAACAUACGACACGGACGAUGAUCAGGUUGCUGACGAUAAUUACAAAGCCCUUCAGAGUUUCUUUGCCAAGUUCCCGAACUUUACUCGGAACGAGUUCUUCAUCUUUGGGGAGAGUUACGGAGGCAUUUACGCUCCGAUGCUGAGUCUGCGUGUGGCAACGGGAAAGGCUAAGAUCAACUUCAAGGGCUUUGCGGUGGGAAACGGUCUCAGUAGCUUUGCGCUCAAUGACCAAUCUUUGAUCUACUUCGGUUAUUACCAUGGCCUGUUUGGAGAAGAUUUGUGGCGUGAUCUGAACAGAAACUGCUGUGACGAGAAAAGCUGUAACUUUUACAACAACACUAAUGAGAAAUGCAUGACUCUGGUGAACGUGGCGUUUGUUAUCGUGUAUGAAAGCGGACUCAACGAGUAUGCCCUCUACCUGGACUGCGAGGGCCUCAGAGCGUACCACAAAGGAUACGAGCGAGCCAUGAGUCAUCUGUUCAGGAGCUACAGGAAAAACCUGUCCAGCUUCAAGCUUCCAGAUGUCAAGAAGUCGUUUGUGUCUCUGAGGGGCGUUCCUCCCUGCAUCAACAGCACGGCUCAGAUAAACUGGCUGAACAGAGGCGACGUGAGGAAAGCGCUGCACAUCCCAGACGUUCUGCCACCCUGGGACAUCUGCAGUGACGUUGUUGAACAACAAUACAUGAUGAUAUACGACACAAUGAAGGAGGUUUACCUGAAGCUGCUCUCUCUGGACCUGCGAGCGCUCGUCUACAACGGAGACACUGACAUGGCCUGCAACUUCCUGGGAGACCAGUGGUUUGUGGAGGACCUCGGGUUUAAGGCAACCAGCAAGUACCAGCACUGGAUCCACGAUGACCAGAUUGCCGGUUUCUAUCAGCAGUUUGGAAACAUCACUUUUCUGACAGUGAAGGGCGCCGGCCACAUGGUUCCCCAGUGGGCGCCGAGUCAAGCUCUCCACAUGUUUCAGUCCUUCAUAGAAAACAGACCGUACUGAGUCUGUGGCGGCAACCUGCGUUUUGCCGCCUGCACUCCAUUUUACAUUUCAGGGAAGAUCAGUUUGCCUAAAGACUGCUGAGGCAAACUGACCUCAUGUUUGAUAUCCAAGUGUUUUUUCUUGUGGUGGAUUCUUGCAUAUAUUGCCUGUCAUUUUAUUGCUUUGCUUGAAGAAUGGGAAUAAAUUUGAAGUUUGUUUGAUCAUAUUUGUUAUGGCAGGACUGUCGCAGUCCAGAGCAAAGCUACAAAGAGAAGAUGUAAUGCUCAACAUGUAACUGAAAAUAAAUUCUAUUAAAAUUGA